UACUGUUGGCCUGAAUCUGCAAGCAAAAGAAUUGUGGCCACAUAGACUUUCUGAUUGGCUGGAAAAAAUUGGAUACAGCCUCUGUUGGGGUGUAUAAAUAGAAAGCAAAAUAUUUUAGACCUUUCACUUUGAAAUCAGAGCUCUCAAGACACAUGAAAAUGCAUAGAGUCACAGCAGUCAUCCUCCUGAUUGCCAUCUCCAGUGCUACUGCAGCACAAUGGGCAAAAAUCUGCUCAGGCCAACCUGCAAACAAAAUCAGAGGCUGCGACUCCCAGGGCUGCGGUAGAUACAACGACCCCAGAGGAGGGAGGAAGCACAAGGGGGUGGACGUGGUGUGCGAGGACGGCGCUGUGGUGUUCGCACCCUUCACGGGGACCAUUGACAGGCAGGUCAGGCCCUACGGAAAUGGCAACGCCAUUGACAACGGAGUCCAGCUGUCGGGAUCAGGAUUCUGCAUUAAGAUGUUUUACAUCAAACCAGUCAAGUACAGUGGCCCCAUCAAGAAGGGAGAGAAAAUCGGCGUCCUGCUGCCCAUGCAAAGGGUCUACCGAGGAAUUACGUCCCAUGUCCACAUCCAGAACUGUGACUUAACAGAUCCUACUCCCAACCUGUAAACAGGUGGCUGCACAUCAAGGGCAAAGCCUUCAGCCCCCAGCUUGCGUAUUCAUUAAAUUACUUGGGUCUAAGUCAUCACUCUAGUAAAGCAGAAGCCAUUGAGCCUCAGAUAGUUUUUUUUCUACCUAAAAAGUACCCAUGAGCAAAAUUCUGGCAGUUAUCUGACCAUGAACAGAUUCAGAGUAAGGUGUAAGAGGUGUUUUAAAGCUGUUAUCACAUCCUGCAUAUCACUGCACUCAUAGAUGAAGGCUGAAGUGGCGGGGAAGGGAUGAGCGGCGGGGGGGUGGUGGAUCCUCGAUGCACUGAGCUGUGCUGCAGCUCACUCGCCUUGGACUUCUCUGCUCCCUUUGCAGCCAAAAAUGAAGAUUUCUUCAAUAAGUCAGAAACUUUACUUGUGCUUGCAUAUGGAAAAUCAUAUUAUUAAAGAGCUGCUUCACUACAAA
This is a messenger RNA of Columba livia (rock pigeon), 1058 nucleotides long. It is a transcript of the gene LECT2, whose product is annotated as leukocyte cell derived chemotaxin 2. NCBI's taxonomy places the organism in Eukaryota, Metazoa, Chordata, Aves, Columbiformes, Columbidae. The transcript is spliced from 4 exons. The record is from RefSeq and is a predicted model, not a curated record. The coding region runs from base 153 to 614 and encodes 153 amino acids.